AAAAAGAAUUAAUAAUGGAUUACUAUAAGUAUAGCACCCUGAAUUUCAUCAUCCACGCUUCAGUUUCACAGGUAUUAACAUGUCAAGAUUGUUAGGUAUGGAGUACAAUUUUCCUCAAGAACUCGUAGAGAACAUUUUGACAAGGCUUCCACUGAGAUCUCUUUUGCGGUUCAAAUGUCUAUCCAAACAAUGGUAUCUUGCGUUUUCCGAUUCAAAAAAAUUCAUCACUGGCCAAGAUUUUUUUCUCCAUUACAUUGAUUACCAUACCCCAGGGUUGUCUCGGUUAAGGAUUCCAACCUCUUUCGAUGGCUCCGAAGGGAAUACUGUUGAAGCAGUAGACGUUGAAUGUCCCCUUGCUGGGACUUCAAACGAAGAAAUUAUAUGCGUAGCACAUUGUAACGGCAUCUUGUGCAUGCUCAAUCACACUUAUUCACAACCCGAACAUUAUGCGUCCACAGUCAUAGUUUGGAACCCGAUGACUAGGGAACGUAAGAGAUUUCAGUUGACAGGCGGAGAAGGCGGAAGAAGGGGCUGGGAGGCUUUUGGGUUCAGCUAUGAUGCCUCCAUUGAAGAUUACAAGAUCAUGCACAUGUAUUAUAAUGUGCACAUUAUAGAUUUUCAAACUGCAUUAGAUGUUUACCAAUGUAGAAGUAUCAACGUGCUGAGGAUGAAGACCGGUCAGUGGAACAUUGAUCGGAACAACUUACUUGAUGGCAUAUGUGACAUAUCGGAAAAAAACCGUGUGGGAACGGCUGUUAAUGGCUGCCUCUAUUGGAUAGCAAGGAAGGGCAACGGUUCUGUGAUUGAGUUUGGGAAGAUUCACUUUGUUUGCUAUGCGAUUUUGAUCGCAUUCAUUUUGAUAUGUGGGUGAUGAGAGAGGAAAGUCAUGGGGUGACAAAAACUAAAUCAUGGGUUAAAUUGUGCGAGGAGAAGACUCUCUGUGAUGGCCGUUUCCGUUCUCCGAUGAUCAUUCAGAUCUGCUCCAGGUCUAAAUUUUUUGCUUUCAUCUUCCUUAUCCAAACUCGUAGCUCCUUUCUUCUUCAUUAUCUUCCUUAUUUCAACAUAUCAGAAUCAAUUCCCUUUUGUUUUCGGCUACGAUCUCAAUUCAUGGCAUCGCUACCGUAGGAGCCUACUUUGAUCUACUGUAUGAAGGUCGAGGUGGAUUUUCAGAUCCAACGGAUAUCGGGGGUUUUAUGGAUCUGAUUACGGGAUGCGAUCUCUUAAUAGCAUCUCAAGAUUUUGACUCCUGGUGGUCUAGGAGACGAUAAGGGGUUAGAUCUUGCUAAAGUUAAAGUAUAAGACUCUCUGUUCUACCUUAGCUCUGGUCUUACCUCUAACUUAGAUUUGCUUUUUUCUUUUUCCUUUUUAUUGGAGGGUGAAGCCAGGUUUGCAGAGAUCCGGGAGCUGUCAUAAGGGAACUUAUGUCCAAUUCCAAAGAUGUGUAUACAGAAAAGGUUCUGUUGAAAGACAGCCUUUGAGGAAUGCAAGCAAGGAUCACUGGAGAUUGCUCCAAGGAUUCCAGGUAGUCCUACUACCCUUUGUUUGGCCUUUUUUUAUUCAAUUGUAUUAAGGCAUAAUUAACGGACAGCAAAAUG
Molecule: messenger RNA, 1595 nt
Organism: Rubroshorea leprosula
Lineage: Eukaryota; Viridiplantae; Streptophyta; Magnoliopsida; Malvales; Dipterocarpaceae
Source: the annotation of a GenBank genome assembly